AUGUGCUUCACUCUCGUUUUCACCGUUUUUGGCCUCAUCACCGCUGCCGCUUCGGUGCAGGGCGCUCACUGGGCUAUCUGCACGAACAACACUAACGGCACUGGUGGGACCAACGUUAAGGUCACCAGGGACUGCUGUGCUUCCGCCAGAGAGCAUGGCUCUACUGCUUUCAAUGAGAACCAAAAGGAGUGUGAAGAUGCACUCCGCCUCGAUAAUGGCAUCAACUUUGGCAGAUUCGUUCAGUGCUGUGGCAGUCGUGGUGCUGGCAGAGAAGGCAAGUAG
Messenger RNA from Ustilago hordei, 282 nucleotides. RefSeq lists its product as uncharacterized. The transcript has a single exon. Lineage: Eukaryota; Fungi; Basidiomycota; Ustilaginomycetes; Ustilaginales; Ustilaginaceae. The coding region runs from base 1 to 282 and encodes 93 amino acids. The record is from RefSeq and is a predicted model, not a curated record.